Messenger RNA from Sceloporus undulatus (fence lizard), 960 nucleotides. Its product is annotated as olfactory receptor 6B1-like. The transcript has a single exon. Gene Ontology annotation, cellular component: membrane. NCBI's taxonomy places the organism in Eukaryota, Metazoa, Chordata, Lepidosauria, Squamata, Phrynosomatidae. Gene Ontology annotation, biological process: G protein-coupled receptor signaling pathway. The record is from RefSeq and is a predicted model, not a curated record. Gene Ontology annotation, molecular function: olfactory receptor activity; G protein-coupled receptor activity. Bases 1 to 960 code for a protein of 319 amino acids.
AUGGAACUAGAAAACCAGACUAGAGUCCAGGAGUUUAUUCUCCUCGGUUUCCCCACUAUCAUGGAAUUUCAGAUACUGCUGUUUGUAAUAUUCUUUACUGUCUACAUCCUCACCCUGCUGGAGAACAUUGUGAUCAUUGCAUUGAUAAGGAUGAACAAACAACUUCAUAAACCCAUGUACUUUUUCCUUAGUCACCUGUCUUUCCUGGAGACUUGGUACAUUUCUGUUACUGUUCCUAAGCUCCUGGUUAAUUUCCUAGCAAAGAACAAAAAUAUUUCCUAUGAAAGAUGCAUGACCCAGCUGUACUUUUUCAUAUCUCUAGUCUGUGCUGAGUGUGUCCUCUUGGCUGUUAUGGCUUAUGAUCGCUAUGUAGCUAUCUGCAACCCCCUGCGCUACCCAAUCAUAAUGACUGCUCGGUUUUGCUUACAGCUCGCUGUCGGGUCUUGGCUUACUGGUUUCUCCAUUUCUAUGCUUAAAGUCUUUUACAUUUCCCGGUUGAGUUUCUGUGGACCAAACGUCAUCAACCAUUUCUUCUGUGAUAUCUCACCUUUGCUCAACCUCUCCUGCACAGACCGCACAGUGGCUGAGAUGGUGGACUUUGUGUUUGCUCUCCUUAUCCUCAUAAUUCCACUGUCUGUCACCAUUGGGUCCUAUGCAUACAUAAUAGGAACCAUUUUACAUAUCCCCACAGCCCAAGGAAAAAGGAAAGCCUUUUCCACUUGUGCUUCACACCUCACUGUGGUUAUUAUCUUCUUCUCAGCUACCCUCUUCAUGUACGCUCGACCAAGGAGAAUCCAUUCUUUUAAUCUCAAUAAGCUUGUUUCAGUUGUGUACACCAUUGUUACUCCCAUGUUAAAUCCCUGUAUUUACUGUCUAAGGAAUCAAGAUGUCAAGGAAGCCCUGAAAAAGGUUUUUUGUAGAAUGUGGAAUAAUACUACAGUUACCUCUAGUGACCAUUAA